Messenger RNA from Mugil cephalus (flathead mullet), 1333 nucleotides. RefSeq names its product charged multivesicular body protein 4C (gene chmp4c). Gene Ontology annotation, cellular component: multivesicular body; ESCRT III complex; cytoplasmic side of plasma membrane. Gene Ontology annotation, biological process: vesicle budding from membrane; late endosome to vacuole transport via multivesicular body sorting pathway. The record is from RefSeq and is a predicted model, not a curated record. Lineage: Eukaryota; Metazoa; Chordata; Actinopteri; Mugiliformes; Mugilidae. The transcript is spliced from 5 exons. Bases 188 to 892 code for a protein of 234 amino acids.
AGGAAAGGUGUGGUGAAAAGGUGCGUUCACUGGCUGGUUUGAAUUGAAAGUACGAAGCCGUCGAGCUGGAAAAUCUACUCUCAACAUAACACCCACCUUUAGUUGGACGGUUGUCUCCGGACCUUGUCGGAGUACCUGUGUGUUGUAGUUUUUUUUUUUGUUUCCAUAUUCUACAAACUGCUUAAAAAUGAGUAAAAUCUCGAAAAUUUUCAAGGGAAGCUCGAGUAGCGGCUCGAGCUCUUCGAGCUCGUCAAAGUCCAAACACCACCGGUCGAAGGGAGGCCCUUCACCCCAAGAGGCCAUCCACAGACUUCGGGAAACGGAGGAAAUGCUGACGAAGAAGCAGGAGUAUCUGGAGAAAAGGAUAGAGCAAGAACUCGCGCUGGCCAAGAAACAUGGCACAAAAAAUAAAAGGGCUGCCCUGCAGGCCUUGAAGAAGAAGAAGCGCUUGGAGCAGCAGCUGACCCAGAUCGACGGCACGCUGUCCACCAUCGAGUUUCAGAGAGAAGCUCUGGAGAACUCGCACACCAACACGGAGGUUCUGAAGAACAUGGGCUAUGCUGCCAAGGCUAUGAAGAAGGUCCACGAGAACAUGGACGUUAACAAGAUAGAUGAUCUGAUGCAUGAUAUCACAGAGCAGCAGGAAGUGGCCCAGGAGAUCAGUGAAGCCAUCUCAAUGCCAUUCGGAGAGACGUUUGAUGAGGAUGAGCUGCUGGCAGAGCUGGAGGAGCUGGAGCGGGAGGAGCUCGAGGACAGCAUGAAGAGUAUGGGCGGACUACCGAGCGUUCCCAGCUCCAAACUGCCUUCGUCUCGGCCCGCUCACCGCACAACAACCAAGAAACGGGCUGAAGAAGAAGACGACAUGCGUAUGCUGGCAUCGUGGGCAACUUAAAUGCAUUAAGAUACAAAACACGCUCAGAGGAAUUAACGCAAGUUUUUGUAUAAUUUUGUUGAAGGUUUUUUAGGGGAAAUGAAGUCUGUACAUUAUCAUUUUGUUAAAUAAGUGUUUUGCUUAUCAGCCUAUGUCACUUUGCUGGUUAUGUUUAUCAAUAAAUUAUAAGUGAAGGAAUCAAGAAAUUGUUUUUUAGAUUCAUAUGACCUUGUGCCUUUUGAUUUCCUUAUUUUUAGACGAAUCAUUCUUUAUUUCUGGUCUGUACAGAACGCAGUGCUUUUCACAGGGCCAAAUGAAAUGUAACAUGGAUACGACUGAUCUCAUAGGGCAGAAUGGUAUUUUAUGCAGGUGUAAAUAUUUUCAAAUUUUGCAUUAAUGUUGUUAAUAUAUUGCUUUACUCCUGUACAUCAAUAAAACAGUCCUACGUGUUGUUUCACACUA